CCGUAUAGCACAGAGCCACCAAAUGGACGAAUCCACUCAUUUUCAUUUCUUCCACUAUCUAUAAAUCCACCAUUUUCAUCACUCAUUCAAGCAAUUACGCCAUGAAAAUUUCUUGAAAUCAUUGGGGGGAAAAAGCCACCCUUUUCGCCAAAUCUGAGAAUUCUGAACUCACAUUCGAAUAAUUGAAACUCUGGUUUUUGCUCUGUUUGUGAAAGUUCCCAAAUAUGGUUUCGCUAGAAAAUUCUCAUUCUCAUGUUUCUUCUACUACCCAUUACUCCCAAACAAGGCAUUAUUACUAUACUCCACCGCCGUCCUUCGGUAAAGUUCACCACCGUUCAAUUGGCCGGUCCAUGCGCACUAUCCGGUCCAAUCUGUACCAACCCGACUGCGAAAACUCUGGUCCGGUUUACGAGAACCUUACAGAUUCCGUCGUUGAUUUUCGCCUUUCCGAGCUAGCGAAGAAGCCGACGGUUGAUAAAUCUUCUACUUCCGAUGUGGAAUUUCUGGAAUUAUCGCAAACUUUCAGUGAUUUAUCGGCGAGUAGCAGUGAUAUUUCCGGCGAGUUGGAACGUUUAGCUUACAUCCCCAAUUCGGAUCCGAAUCGAAGCUCCGGUACUGAACCCGACCCGGAACCGGUACUGUUUUCGACGGAGAUAAUAGAAAGCAUUGAGCCGGAGGAUCUUCAACCGACGGUGAAACUCUGCGUCGACAGUUUACAUUCACCGUCGGUGGCUGUGAAAAGAUCGGCGGCGGAGAAAUUAAGGUUCUUAGCUAAAAAUCGAGCUGAUAAUCGUGCUUUAAUCGGAGAGUCAGGUGCUAUUCCGGCAUUGUUACCGCUUCUCCGGUGCUCUGAUCCAUGGACUCAAGAACACGCUGUAACAGCUCUUCUCAAUCUCUCACUUCAUGAACCCAAUAAAACCUUACUUACGAAUUCCGGGGCGAUAAAAUCUUUGAUUUACGUGUUGAAAACGGGCACUGAAACGUCGAAACAGAAUGCAGCUUGUGGGUUGCUAAGCUUAGCUUUGAUAGAUGAGAAUAAAUUAUCCAUCGGUGCUUGUGGUGCUAUUGCCCCAUUAGUUGUGCUGUUAAUAAAUGGAACGAAUCGGGGGAAGAAGGAUGCGUUAACGACGUUGUAUAAGCUAUGCACGGUGAGAUUGAAUAAAGAACGGGCGGUGAGUGCUGGUGCUGUGAAACCUUUGGUGGGGUUAGUGUGUGAGGAGGGAACAGGGUUAGCUGAGAAGGCUAUGGUGGUGUUAAGUAGCUUAACGGGGACCGAAAUGGGGCAAGAAAGUAUAGUUGAGGAAGGAGGAAUUGCUGCACUUGUGGAAGUUAUUGAAGAUGGAUCUGAUAAAGGGAAGGAAUUUGCAGUGAUGACUCUUUUGCAGCUAUGUGUUGAUAGUGUAAGGAAUAGAGGACUUCUUGUUAGGGAAGGAGGAAUUCCUCCUCUUGUCGCCUUGUCGCAGACUGGAACUGCCAAAGCUAAGCACAAGGCAGAAACAUUAUUGGCAUACUUGAGGGAACCAAGACAAGAAGCUUCUACUUCAACUCCUUAGAGAGGUAGCUUAGAUGGUCUUCUACAUUUGAGUAUUUUCUGUUUAUAGGAUGUGAUUUGAAGAGUUUGUACAGAGUGGUUUAUAAAUUUAGAAGUUCAUGACAUAUGUCAAGGUAAUCAAGAAAAUAAAUAUGAAGUUAGUUUAAGGAAACUGACCUAUAUAGGUAAAUCUUUUACUAGGUAUUACAUAGGAGUUGCAAGGGGUGGUGGGAAGGGUUCUCAUGUCCCUUUUGAAUUAUUAUCUAUGAGGUUGUUUGGUAGGAAUUUGAUAAUGAUCCCUUAGUUUUGUUUGGGUGGUCCAAAUUCUUCUGAAAGGGUCACUAAUUUUCUGAUUCUUUAGUGUGUAAAAAAGCUACUAUUUCAGUAUGCUUGAGUCUUUUUUGGUUCUUGAACAAGAUUACAUUGGUAGUUUCUUGAUUUUAUGACUGUAAACAUAUUUGGCCAGUAAUGAGAUAUUUUUUUUGAUUUUUU
Molecule: messenger RNA, 2023 nt
Organism: Solanum dulcamara
Lineage: Eukaryota; Viridiplantae; Streptophyta; Magnoliopsida; Solanales; Solanaceae
Product: U-box domain-containing protein 4-like
Exons: 2
Coding region: 225-1553 (442 amino acids)
Cellular component (GO): nucleus; cytoplasm
Molecular function (GO): protein binding
Source: RefSeq, a predicted model, not a curated record